Molecule: messenger RNA, 1212 nt
Organism: Monopterus albus (swamp eel)
Lineage: Eukaryota; Metazoa; Chordata; Actinopteri; Synbranchiformes; Synbranchidae
Gene: ramp1
Product: receptor activity modifying protein 1
Exons: 3
Coding region: 437-886 (149 amino acids)
Biological process (GO): receptor internalization; regulation of G protein-coupled receptor signaling pathway; G protein-coupled receptor signaling pathway
Cellular component (GO): membrane; cell surface; signaling receptor complex
Molecular function (GO): coreceptor activity
Source: RefSeq, a predicted model, not a curated record
GAGGCAGAGUCUCUCAGCUCCACCGGUCCCAGCCUGAUGCGUCCCAUUGCGCACAGCACAGUUUCCAACACUGCACACCUCACCAAGCACGCCCCGGAUUUCUCCAAAUCUCACAACGACUAGUUGGAAAGAUAAAUCCAACUUCAUGACUCAGUAUGUUUCAUGUCAGGACGACAGAGGAUCUAUGACAGGAAGCCUUGGGGGAGUUUAAGUACAGCGGAACAAGGACGAGUCUUGGUUUUCUCCCCUGCGAGCAGUUUGCGCAAGGUGAUACAAGACAGGCUUAUGUUGUGACUGGCUGAUGGCCACGCUACAUGGAUUUCUUCACCAGCUGUCACUUAAGAUGUUAUCUACCACUCUUUAGGCUCUAGGAAGUUGUUCGCCCCUUCACAUCCGUCCUUAACUUCAGUCAGUGGGCAAGUCUUAGCGCGACAGGAUGAGCUCGAAGACUGGGGAAGCUCCGCAGAAACAGACGCUCCUGUGGUUCAUUGUAGUGUCCCAGUGUGUUCUGGCACUGGGAUGCGGACCACACUAUGAAAACCUAAUUGAAGAAAUCUGCCUGGCCAAAUUCAGGGAGGACAUGCAAGAGCUGGAUCAGAGACACUGGUGUAGCUGGGAAGACACAGUCGAACUUUAUGGUGACCUGACAAACUGCACUUACCUGGUGGCUCUGAAGAUGGAGUGCUUCUGGCCCAACCGGCUGGUGGACGAGUUCUUCAUCCAAAUCCACAGGCACUACUUUCACAACUGCUCGCUCUCUGGACGGCUUCUCAGAGACCCACCCAACCGCAUCCUGGGUCCCUUCAUUGUGGUGCCCGUAGUAGUCACCCUCCUCAUGACAGCUCUGGUGGUGUGGAGGAGCAAACGCAGCGAGGGGAUUGUGUAGUGAAAGGUAGUAGGGAGGCCAGAGUCACAAGACUCAAGAUAAGAGGUACUUUUUGUCCCUAGGGUUUCACUGUUCUUACCUUCAGUGACCAAAGGAUCUCUUUCCUGAGUGUGACUAUGUGAGGAAAGUGUUUCAAUAGGACAAGAAUCACUAUAUUGUGAACCUGAGAACCUGGAAGAGGAGCUAAAUGAGACAGACUUUAGUGAUCCUUCAGUGCAUCUACAUCAAUACAAAGCCUUUGCAGCUGGUACUGAUAUACCAGUGUUUUAAGACUGAAAUCAUUUCUUUCUCCUCAGCCUCCCCGGGAAAGUCUAUGCCAGGGUACU